This is a messenger RNA of Halteromyces radiatus, 923 nucleotides long. RefSeq lists its product as uncharacterized. The transcript is spliced from 3 exons. NCBI's taxonomy places the organism in Eukaryota, Fungi, Mucoromycota, Mucoromycetes, Mucorales, Cunninghamellaceae. The annotation marks the transcript as partial. The record is from RefSeq and is a predicted model, not a curated record.
GAUAUUAUUGUCUAUAUAGUCCAAAUCUUUUUUAUUGAAAAGAAAAGAAAAGAAAAGAUACGUGAUUGCUUUGAGAGAUACUUUAAUUCAGCCAACUUAUAAAUUCAUUUCUUGUUUUAUCUAACUGAGUUUUCAUUUCUUUUCCUUUCCUUUCUAUCUCAUUUCUCUCAUCUUUCUUUUCUUUUUUUUUUUGUUUUUUUUUUUUUCUCUAGUUUUAGCUGGUUAUGGCUCUUCUAAUGGUUUGGAACUGGAUGGAAUGACAAUUAUGAUGCAAAUGCAAGUCAACUUGUAUGUACAGGUACUUUUGAAGGUCUUUUUUUUUUCUUCCUACUUGGUUGGUUAUUUUCUCUAGUGGUAUGGUGUCUCUCUCUUGCUGUUCUCUGUAAUGUUUGCGUGGUCUCUUCGUCGCUUUUUUUACUUGGUUGGUCUCUCUCUUUCCGUUUCCUUCAUCUGUCUCUCGUUGUCAUGGUAUUUUCUUCCAGAACCCUUUACUACGUGGUUAGGCCUUGUCUUUUUUUGUUUCUUCCUAUUUGGUUGGUCUCUCCCAUGUUAAAUGGUUUCAUUCUGUUUUUCUACUUGAUUGGUAUCUCUGUCUCCAUUAGUAUUAUUACUAUUAUUACCAUUGUCAUUAUUAUCACCAGUAUUGUAUAUAUUCUUUAUAUUGUUGGUAUUUAGUUGCUUUUUUUUCUUUAUUCCCUUCCUUUUUUUUUUUUUUGUAAAAAUACUCCUUCAUUUAAAUAAAAUGUUUGAUUAUUUAAAUUAUCCUGCUAUGAUGCUUCGUGUAUGUACCUAUUGCUACUAUCUAUUGUUGUGAUGAUUUAAUAAAAAUGUUUCUUUGAGUGUAUUAUGUAAUAAAGUGCAUGAUAUACUCUACUGUAUCAUCAACGACAUCGUUAUUUUCGUUAAGAGAGAAGACGAACAGU